AUGGCGUCGGGCUUCAUUGGCAUCUCGGUCGUCGUGACGCUGCAGAACCCGCCAAACACGCUCGUCCACGGCGUGGUCGCGGCUGUCAACCCGCAGAAUGCCACCUUGACCCUGCAGGAGGUCUUGUUCCCGGCAACGGGCCACCGCCUCAACUCGUACAAUGUCGAGGGCCACGCCAUCGCCGACAUCAAAGUCAACGUGCCCGCGCCCGCGCCCGCGCCUGCCGCUCAGCAGCCCCCUCCGCCCCCUCCGCCCCCUCCGCCCCGCUCGAGCGCUCCCCCGUACGCCCCGUUUCCGUCCAAGCACGCGCCGCAGCCUCUGCGACAGCCCACGCAAAUCCAUGGCAGCCAGCCUGCUGCCCAGCACCACGCCAGCCAGGCCGUUCGUCAGCCUCGGCCCGCGCCUCCGCCUGCACCCCGUGCGCAGCCCGCCUCCUUCGUCGAUCCCGCCAUCCUCAGCAUGGGCAGACGUCCCCAUCCCGCCCCAGCCUCCAGUCUACCCGUGACUGCGCUGCCUCAGGAAGCCCCAGCGACCCCCAUCAAGCCCCCCCACGCCACGGCCGCUGCACACGUCCCCAAGGCCACGUCCCCCUUCAUCGCGCAGGCGAAGCGUGGCAGUGCCAGGAAGCAGAGUGCUGCAACCCUGGCCGGCCCAUUCUCGUCGCUCGAUAUCGCGGAUGCCGACGAGGCCGACAGCGAGACCAAGGCAGCUGCGCCCUCGGCCCGGCGAGCGAGCAUCAACAGGACACGAAACGGCAAGCCCAUGGAGGAUGCGAGCCCACAGAAGAACGACGAUGGUGGCAAGAGGACCAGGCGGGGCGGCAAGUCUCGUAAGAAGGAGCUUGCUGCACAAGAACGGCGGAACGGCGGCGACAACCCGACCAAGGGCAACGGCUGGAGGAGCACGCCGAUGCUCCAGACUGUCGAGGAGCCUCAGACACGCACCCCAGGUGUCAUUGCAGGCAGGGUCGGGCUCGAGGCUGCCAAUGCCUCGCUGCGCAAGUCACGGCGACAGAAAGCGCUCGACGCCACAAACGGCUGGGCCACUGAAGAUGCCACCGACGUUCAGGACAUGCCCGACUUUGAUUUUCAAGCUAACCUCUCCAAGUUCGACAAGCGCACCGUCUUCGACCAGAUCAGGAACGAGGACACGACUGCAGACGAGGACCGCCUGGUCAGCUUCAAUCGUCUUGCACGACCAGGCACACAUGGCGGCAAGAACCUGCACCCCACGGAGAACGUGCUAGAUACGGCGAAGCUGAAAAGCUCUUCGAGCACCAGUUCCGAGCAAGAUUCAGAUCUUGGAAGCCGCAACUCCAGGCGCGCCAUGUCACGAGCUUCCGUCUCUGUGAAGAGGGCGCCGACGAGACAAGGUAGCGGAAUCCAAGCCGGCCAUUUGGAGAUGCUAGGUUCUGGGCUGCUGCCACGCACGAAUCGCUCUCUGAUCGGUACCCAAUAUGCUUCGUCGCAUGGCGCUACUGGAAGCCCGAAAAUGGGAAAGAUGGCCACACCACCAGAUUCGCCGCUCGACUCGAGCUCAAAGGGAUGUUUGCGUCUCGUCACAAACAACCGCAAGUGCCACACGAUUACGCCUGGGGGUAUGCUCGCGGUGGAGGAGAUGGCCGAAGUCGAGUUUGGCCUUACCGAGGAGCUCAUCGCGGAGAGCGCUGGACGCGGCAUUGCAGAAGUCACCCUGAAGACCAUCAACCCCGGCGGCCAACGCCUCUCACGCGAAAACCCCAACGCGCGUCCCGUCAUCGUCGUUCUCGCGGGCAACCACCGCGGCGGCGCGCGAGCCAUUGCAGCAGCGCGGCAUCUCCUCGCCCGUGGACCAAAAGUCAUGGUCGCGCUGCUCGGCUUCGAGCGCAACGCGGACUGGGACCGAGACGUGAGACGGCAAGUCGAUCUGUUCAAGAAGCUCGGCGGCUCGGUGCGCACCUGGGCUGACACGGAGAAUGGGCUCAAGCGUCUGCAAGCGCCGCCCGAGCUCAUCAUCGACGCGCUUCUCGGACGCCACAAGGAGUUCGACGCCCUUGGCGAAUCGGACAGGUCAAUGGUCCUCAGCAUCGUGGGCUGGGCGAACAAAUCCCGCGCUGCUGUGCUCGCCGUCGAAACCCCGUCCGGCGUCGCUGGGUCGACUGGCGAAGUCGCUAUCCUCGAAGGCGAACCGCUCGAGGUCCGGGCCAAGUACAUUGUCUGUCUCGGUGCACCGCGGAGCGGGCUCGUCAGGGCGCUUCAGAACGGCGCGGGACAGGAUCCCGCGUGGUCAGUCUGGCUGGUCGACAUCGGCGUCAACAAGCCCUGGCGGAACGCUGGAAUCAGCGGAGGCAAAGGGAUCAAGUUCGACGAGCAUUGGGUUGUGCAGGCAACAUUCGUCGUUGAGAAUGAUGGGCGGGCGUAG
Messenger RNA from Ascochyta rabiei, 2400 nucleotides. Its product is annotated as enhancer of mRNA decapping. Bases 1 to 2400 code for a protein of 799 amino acids. The record is from RefSeq and is a predicted model, not a curated record. Gene Ontology annotation, biological process: P-body assembly; deadenylation-independent decapping of nuclear-transcribed mRNA. Gene Ontology annotation, molecular function: mRNA binding. The transcript has 2 exons. Gene Ontology annotation, cellular component: P-body. Lineage: Eukaryota; Fungi; Ascomycota; Dothideomycetes; Pleosporales; Didymellaceae.